AUGGGUGGCGUUCCGAAAACGGCGUUGAACAUCACCUGCUGGCCCAAAGCUGACUUGGAUUUAUCCAUCCUCGGCGACAUUAUCCAAGGUGGCACUGAAAAGGCUAUUGAGGCGGGUGCGGCACUUGUCGGUGGACAUACGGUGGAUGCCCCGGAGCUGAUGUAUGGACUCUCCGUAACGGGUAUUGUGCAUCCGGAGAAAUUCGUAAGAAACUACGGUGCGUGUCCCGGUGAAGUGCUUAUUCUUACCAAAAACCUCGGUAUCGGUAUCCUCACCACAGGACUGAAAUUUGAUAAAAUCAGCGAUGCUGUCUUACCACAACUCGUCGAAUCGAUGACCCGACUCAACGCAUCCGCAGCGUCAGUAAUGCUGAAGUACGGUGCGAGUGCGUGUACAGAUGUCACAGGUUACGGUUUGUUGGGGCAUGCGUCAGAAAUGGCAGCAGGCAACGAUGUCCGCCUAAAGAUCGAUAGCGGUGCUGUGCCAUACUUUGCCGAUGCCCCCGCACUCGUUGCACAGGACACCUACACGCAAGCCUACCUUGCGAAUAUGACAUUCCUCGCAGAUAAGGUUACCUUCCAUACCGAUAGCGACGCGAUGCGGCAUAUUUUGAUGGAGGCGGAAACGUCUGGCGGUCUGCUAUUCUCACUUCCCGCCGAGAACGCCGACGCGGCGAUAGCGGAACUCCAUGCCACUGAUUGCCCAGAGGCGGCUGUUAUCGGAGAAGUGGUGGGAACGGAUACCGCGCAUAUAGAGGUAUUUUAA
Messenger RNA from Geodia barretti, 765 nucleotides. NCBI's taxonomy places the organism in Eukaryota, Metazoa, Porifera, Demospongiae, Tetractinellida, Geodiidae. The record is from the annotation of a GenBank genome assembly.